Molecule: messenger RNA, 1614 nt
Organism: Topomyia yanbarensis
Lineage: Eukaryota; Metazoa; Arthropoda; Insecta; Diptera; Culicidae
Exons: 7
Coding region: 191-1600 (469 amino acids)
Source: RefSeq, a predicted model, not a curated record
UGUCAGUAUAAAUACUUUCUAGCGAAGAUAGUGCAAAAUUUCGCUUCGAUUUCGCCAACCUUAUCAACCACUCGAUCCAGGGUUUGAAAUUUAAGGGAUAGAAAUCUUCCUAGCAUCGUAGCAACCAGCAGCAGCAGCCGAAACCCACCGGAGGCCAACUCUAAUCUUUGGGUUCUGCUUCGGCUAAGAUAUGGGCCCCCGCCCGACGUUGAAAUCGGUGCACUUCACCGGCACCGAAUCGUUCUCCAAGCAAAUAUUUUCACCCGCCAGAUACAAUGUGCCGUUGUUUGUGUGCAAAAGGCUUGCCUUACCGGUGAAGCACCGGGAUGAACUGAACGUACUCCAACGCAACCGCCGGAAGCUUUUGCAGCGGACAAAAAGUUAUGAAGAGUCGGGCAACCGGAAAGCUGAAGCUGAUGCCAGCAUCAAAACAGAAAUCGGCAAACCAACAACUUACCACAUUCCCUUCUACCGUUGCCCGAAAUCACUGCGAAAUGGUCACAAGGAAUGGAUGUUACCCCCGAACAGGUAUCGAUUAGGUGGUAAUAUCUCGGAUUUAGCUAUCAAAUCAACAGGUUGCAAAGGACCUUAUCAAUGUUUCACAGGAGACCGCUUCACGCAGACAUCGGUCAGCAGUCGGCGGAAACUGGCAAACACCGAAACCGAAGAAGGGAAAAUUCCUGCCGAAAUGAACAAGCUAGCCCAUCCGAAGCGAUACUUUGUGGGGAAAAUACGGGCAGGUGACAGACACAAGCAACGACCCGGCUGUCGAUUGGCCUUAUCCCAGGCGACCCUCUGUUGGCGCAAUCCUGCCGAACCGGGCCCGAAUUGUUACUUCAAAGGCAUAUUCGACAUCCCAACGGGCGUAGUUCGUAGCCAGCGUCGAGAACGUCAACUGAAAACACCCGAAGCAGCCCUUGCAGCGCUGACAUCCGUUCGCCACUCAUACUGCGCGGAACCAUUUCCCCGUCCACCGCCCGGUCGUUAUCAGUUGUCAACAUGUGUCUCCCCACCGCCGCUGCCACCCCGUCCCAUCGACAGCUGUCAACAACAGCGGCCUAGGUUAGACCUUACGUUUAACCCUUACUGGAACCCGUACCGGCAGGCAGCCACUCUUCGGAUGCACACCGUCGACAUUCCAGUGCGGCGCCGAAAGCGAGGUCGCAAUAUGAAAGUGGCCUUUGGAAGUGGGUCCGCGCGCUUCAAAGAUCAGGAAUUUUUCCCCAUCGGUGCGCUCAAAUCCUCCCUACCGAAGAAGGGGUGUGAUGGUGUUAAUCGGAAAAUGGUUAGAACCGUCACUAUAGGCAAGACUGAAACGCCAUUGAAAACAGCAGAAACAGUGACAUCGUCGGGACCGGCAGAAAAAACUGACCCAUUGGCAGAUCUCAACCGAACACGCACAAAGCUGUUCGUCAUUCCUCGCCGAGAUCAAACGAGGUUUAUCUCGUCGGUGGAAACCCCGUCGGAGCGUGUGGGAGAUUCCACCAUGCGGGGCGAAUCAUUCGAACCCAGCGAGACUAGCAGGACGUCCGCUUUGAGCGGCGGGAGCCGCAUCGUCGAAGCGGAAGUUUUGGUGACAAAAGCACUCACGGGUCAUUGAAUGCGUCGUUUCGG